AAUUCAAUUUCCUUAAUUCCCUGCUUGCCACUUGCUGUUUACUAUAUGAUACUGAUCAAGGAAGCUGACUGAAUUAUUAAAGAAAUAUGAUGAUGUGAACAUGACAAAUUAAAACACUUGUUUGUCUGUGUGUGUUUGUAUACAUGACUUUGAUGUUCAAAUUGUACCUUGUGCAUUAUCUAUAGAUGAAGUAAAAAGCUCUUGGUAUAUAUAACAGCUUUAUGAUGAGUUAGAAAUCAAAAGUUGAAACUUCAUAAGCUUAAUUAUGGGGAUUCUGAGCUUCUGUUUCUUGCUUUUAUCCAUUUAUAAACUUGUUGCUGCUCAAACAACCACCGAACCCAGUGAAGUGGCUGCUAUCAACAAGCUGAUAGAUUACUGGGGGUUGAGGUCAAAGGUGAACUUGACCACUGACCCGUGCACACCAGGUGCAGCGUGGGCUGCAGACAAUGCAAACCCACGAAUCGCUUGUGAUUGUCCUGCCAAUAUCUGCCAUAUAACUCACCUGAAGAUUUAUGCUCUGGACAUUUCUGGUGAACUGCCACAAGAACUUUUUCAGCUGACCGAACUUAUGGACUUGAACCUCGGGCAGAACAUACUAAGUGGCUCUAUCCCUCCAGAAAUCGGAAACUUAUUCAAAAUGCAAUACUUGAGUCUUGGCAUUAAUAAUUUUAGCGGCCUUGUGCCUAUGAACCUUGGCAACCUUACCAAGUUGAAAUCUCUAAGCUUCAGCUCAAACAUGUUCAACGGACCCUUGCCUCUUGACUUAGGAAAGUUGACCUCCUUAGAGCAACUGUACAUAGAUAGCAGUGGAGUGAGUGGCCUGUUACCCCAAGAAUUAUCAAACUUGAAAUCCCUUCACACUUUGUGGGCGUCAGACAAUGCUUUUACUGGAAAGCUUCCAGAGUUCUUAGGAACUUUUACGAAUCUAACAACGCUGAGACUUGAAGGAACGGCUCUUGAAGGCCCGAUUCCCGGCAGUUAUGCUGCAUUAACUAAACUAGAAGACCUGAGAAUUGGUGAUCUUAGUGGUGGAGAUUCGACACUUGAUUUCCUGGUUAACUUGUCAAGCCUUUCGAUUCUUUCAUUGAGAAGUUCUCUAGUAACCGGCAAAAUUCCGCCACAAAUUGGCAACUUCGCUAAUUUACAAACUCUGGAUUUGAGCUUCAACAAAUUAACUGGUGGUAUACCAGAAUCUUUCCAAUACUCACAAUCGUUGCACUUCUUGUAUCUUGGAAGCAAUAGCUUAAAUGGGGAGAUCCCAUCCAAUAUCAUAACUCCACAGCUUCGGGCAUUAGAUGUCUCCUUCAAUUCUAUCACUGGAAAUUUGCCUGUUAAUUUUGCCAAGAUUAGACGAUCAUUAAAUGUUGUAGGAACUUUGGUGAAUGGAGAUGACCUACUAGAUAGCAAAGCAUCCGAAAUCUCAAGUUGCCUGAUAAGAAAUAGCAAGUGUACAGAAAAGUUUCCGUUUAAUUCUUUUGCUGUCAAGUGUGGUGGUUCGAACAAAGUAUCCACAUAUGGUGUUAAAUUUGAUGAUGAUUCAGAAACCCUGGGGGCUUCAUCUGUCUACACGAGCUCAAAUAAUAACUGGGCAGUAAGCAACAUUGGGAGUUUCAUAUCGAACCCAAAUGGGCCCCAAUAUAUAACACAGACAGCUUCUCAGAUAACAAAUACUUUAGACUCAGAGUUAUAUAAAACUGCAAGAAUUUCGCCAAACUCGCUAAGGUAUUACGGGUUGGGCUUGAGAAAUGGAAGGUACAAUGUUGAACUCCAUUUUUCUGAAAUACAAAUGGAUGAUUCUGAGUCAUGGAAAGGACUUGGAAAACGCUUAUUCGACAUCUAUAUCCAGGGUGAAAGAGUUGCUGAAGAUUUCAACAUAAUGAAUGAAGCACGCGGAUCAAAUAAAGCAUUGGUUAAAUUGUUUGAAGCUAAUGUAACAAAUACAAUCAUGGACAUACAUAUGAGGUGGGCUGGGAAAGGUACUUGCUGCAUUCCGUUCCAAAGCACAUUUGGUCCGUUAGUCUCAGCUAUUCAUGUUUCUGAAGUAUCUACUCGUUCAAGUUCUUCAAAUGAUAACACGAAACGAGUAGGAAGACUUGUUGGAAUAACGCUUGGAGGUGUAGCUGUGAUUACCAUAACAGCGUCUGUUUUCUACUUGUGGUGGGUAAGAAAGACACCAGAUCAUGUACGCAUCAAUACCGAUUCCCCUAAGAAAGGCCUAACUCCCGUCUAGGUUGUUUGCAGCCUAGUCGUUUGUAACCUUUCUUCUUUCUAUCGUAUGUCUCCAAAAAUUAGACAUAAUGGCCGACCUUGUGUCUUUUGUAGUAAAUAUAGAACUCGUGUUGUUUGUGUGUACAUGCUUGGCUAUUUUACUUCAAUAAAUUUAUGGCCUUAUAUCGUGUUUAUUUC
This is a messenger RNA of Erigeron canadensis, 2406 nucleotides long. RefSeq names its product probable LRR receptor-like serine/threonine-protein kinase At1g56130. Lineage: Eukaryota; Viridiplantae; Streptophyta; Magnoliopsida; Asterales; Asteraceae. The record is from RefSeq and is a predicted model, not a curated record. Gene Ontology annotation, molecular function: protein binding. The transcript has 19 exons. The coding region runs from base 266 to 2230 and encodes 654 amino acids.